GUUAGUAUAUAGUGGGAUAAAAAUCUAAUUUUUCUUAAAGACUCAUGAAAGUGACAAAUAUUAAGGGUCAUUUUUUUUAAGUAGGGCAUAAUAAAAUGAGGUAUAUUAUUGAAGGGGUAUAAAUAUGCAGCAAGCAGUAGCAUAAAUGUGCAAGAGAAUUUAGGAGCCAAAAGCUUACGUAAGUAAGCAACAAGAGCUAGAAAUAUUUUUUGUUUUCACUCAAAAAAUUUUGUUGGGGUUUUUUUUUUGUUUGCUAGUCUUGUAAGAUGUCUUGUAGGGGAGUGAUGGGAGCACAUAUGGGGAUGAGCUGGGGAAUGUUGGGAGAUGGCGGGUGGCGAAAAGGGCCAUGGACCGCCGAAGAAGAUAGGUUGCUUAUUGAAUAUGUUAAGCUCCAUGGUGAAGGAAGAUGGAAUUCUGUUGCUAGACUUGCAGGAUUGAGAAGGAAUGGUAAAAGCUGUAGAUUAAGGUGGGUUAACUAUUUAAGACCCGACCUUAAACGAGGGCAAAUCACUCCACACGAAGAAAGCAUCAUCCUAGAGCUCCAUGCUAGGUGGGGCAACAGGUGGUCCACCAUUGCGCGAAGCUUGCCUGGAAGAACAGAUAAUGAGAUCAAGAACUACUGGAGGACACAUUUCAAGAAGAAGGACAAGGCUUCACCAAACAACCUCGAAAAAUCGAAAACUCGCUUGUUACGGAAACAGCAGUUUCAGCAACAGCAGCAACAGCAGCAGCAGCAACAGCAACAGUUUACGGCGAUGGACAUGAAAAAGAUCAUGUCUAUCCUUCUUGAGGAUAGUGAUAGCAAUAAGGUAACAAACAAUACAACGACGAGUACUAGUCUAGUACAGCAAGCUCGACAAGCUGAGAUGGGUGCUAACAUUUAUCCAACAUAUACUGAAGAACAAGGGAAUAAUUGGGGUUGUUAUAGUGAUAAUACUAUUUCUUGUGAAGCUUCUAACGUUGAUCUUCUUUGCUGGGAUGCUGCCUUGUGGAACUUAGAUGAUUUCCAAGGGAAUAAUUGGGGUUCAUUUUGAGCAACCUACAAUUUCACAUCCAAAAAAAAAAAAUCUACAACUUGGGAUGAUUAAUCAUGGUAAAUAUGUACUAUAGGCCGUUUUCAAAAAUAACCUUGACUUAAUUAUUUGACAAGUUUAAAAAAUACUUUUGAUGAACUCGAAAAUUUCUAUUUUAUUGACCUAUUUUUACAUUUCAUGAAAUAUUUCAAAAUUUAGGCUAAUGAAAUUUUAAUUUUCGAGUUCAUCAGUGUUAUUUUAAAAAAGGGUAAAUUAGUCGGGUGAUAUUAAAAAACGUCUAACAGUACAUAGUUACCGUGAAUGAUUUCCCAAAUACACAUAUACCUUUAAGCAUUUUUAUUGUUUGUCCAUUAUUGCAUGCAUCAUAAUUGUGGUUUGAGAUUUAGUCAUUAGACGAAAGCCUCACGGAUUGUUAAAAAUCAAAUGUUAAAUAUAAUAGCCUAAUUAGCUAGCUUAGGCCAAUGAAUGGUACGUGAAGUUUCUUGCCAUGUAAGUGACUUUGCAAGAAACUAACAUGUACCUCACUAGUAGUGGCAUCAAAUGGUGCUUGAGUUUGUAGUUUUAAUUUCCUAAUCUUAAGCUUGUUUAAUGUAUAUUAUUCUAAAUGAUCAACUUAAGUGAUUUGCUUUACAUA
This is a messenger RNA of Chenopodium quinoa (quinoa), 1668 nucleotides long. RefSeq names its product transcription factor MYB2-like. The record is from RefSeq and is a predicted model, not a curated record. Lineage: Eukaryota; Viridiplantae; Streptophyta; Magnoliopsida; Caryophyllales; Amaranthaceae. Gene Ontology annotation, cellular component: nucleus. The transcript has 3 exons. Gene Ontology annotation, molecular function: sequence-specific DNA binding; DNA-binding transcription factor activity. Gene Ontology annotation, biological process: regulation of DNA-templated transcription. Bases 267 to 1034 code for a protein of 255 amino acids.